AUGCAUGACUGUUUUCUAAGAAUACCUAGAAUUGUUGAGAGUGGAAGCUCAAUUCCAAUAUGCAAGACUGAAGUGGUGAACAACAAUUUAAAUCCAACAUGGAAACCCCUAUGCCUAAGUAUGCAGCAGUUUGGAAGUAAGGAUAACCCAUUGAUUAUCGAGUGCUUUGAUUUUAAUAGCAGUGGCAAACAUUCGCUUAUUGGUAAACUUCAAAAGUCAGUGGCCGACCUGGAAAAACUUCAUGAAGGUAAAAGUGGUGCAAAUCUUACUAUAACAUCUCAUCAUGGUCACAAGAAGGUUUUGAAGGGAGAGCUGUUUGUGGAUCUAUUUUGUGAGAAGGAACAAUAUUGCUUUCUUGAUUAUGUUUCUUGUGGAUUUGAGCUCAACUUUAUGGUUGCGGUUGACUUUGCAUCCUCAAAUGGAAAUCCUCGAAACCCAGAUUCUUUACACUACAUUGAUCCUUCUGGCCAGUUGAAUUAUUAUCAGAAGGCUAUAAUGGAGGUUGGGGAGGUCAUUCAGUUUUAUGAUUUUGAUAGGAGCUUUCCUGCAUGGGUUUUUGGUGGAAAAACAUUUGAUGGAACCAUCUCACAUUGCUUCAACCUGAAUGGAAGCGCAGGUAGCUUUGAGGUUGAAGGAGUCGAAGGCAUCAUGUCUGCUUAUGCAAGUGCUCUACAUAAUGUUACUCUGGCUAGACCAAUGUUGUUUGGCCAAGUGAUUAAAACAGCUGCUCAAAUUGCAAGCCAAUCCGUUUCAUACAAUAGCAAAAAAUACUUCGCUUUGCUCAUUAUUACGGUUGGAGUCCUUACAGACCUUCAAGAAACGAAAGACGCUUUGGUGAAGGCAUUUGAUCUUCCACUAUCAAUUCUUAUAGGGGGAGUGGGAGGUGCAAAUUUUGGACAAAUGGAGGUCCUUGAUGCCGAUAAAGGACAACGAUCAGAGAGCUCUACAGAUCGUGUUGCUACACAUGACAUUGUACAGUUUGUUCCAAUGCGAGAUAUUCAUGGUGGGCAGAUUUAUGUGGUCCAAGCUCCUUUGGAAGAGCUACCAGGACAAUUCUUGACGUACAUGCGGUGUAGAGAUAUCAAGCCACGCCCUCUCCAUGAGCCCAAGCGUCUGGUACUCAAGCAUAUGUACCAACUCCACAAAAGAUCUAUAUAUAUAAAUAUGGACACACGUUGGAUAGGGUCAAAUAAGGUGUGAUACUACUGAUCAACAGGCUCAACUACCAAGGCUUUUUGAAGUCUGUCCCACUGAUAGAUUGACCUGCCUGAAAAUAGGUGUUUCCUUCUUCCUUCGUGGGUGUGGGCAAGGAGUUACAGUUUUAAUGCCAAGAAAUAGAAGGGUAUAUCAGAUUGUUCGACGUCCCUCUCUCCUCCUCGAAAGAAACCCCCAUCGAGAGCCUUUCCCUCUCCUACUGAUGCUUGUCUCUUCCUUUGCUCCAAGUUCUUUUUUAAUCCGCGUGAGCCAUUGAAGGCCAGAUACAUUUUGUUUCAUCCAUUCAAAAAUCUCACUUGCACGCCACCAAUGGAAGCUUCAGUUCUUGAUCAUUAGGACAGUUCAUCCGGGCCGGUUUUUACCCAGCCCAACCUGGAACCCGGAUAACCAGAUUUCCGAUUGGGGUUUUCGGCCCAGGUCAAAUCCAGGCCGGUACCCGCAUUCUAAUAACAUGUUUCAUCCAGUCCAGACCCAGUUAUGAAACCCGGGUUCCGUAUUAACAGCCGGUACCGCCCCGGGUUGGUACAUUUACAUAUAUUCUAGCAUCCGUAAGGAGUCUGGACCAACCCUCUGCCUCUCUAUCUCCUUCUCUCACACACACAAAUGAAUCCCUAGCUGCCGUUCUCUC
Messenger RNA from Carya illinoinensis, 1843 nucleotides. Its product is annotated as protein BONZAI 3-like. The transcript is spliced from 11 exons. Gene Ontology annotation, cellular component: plasma membrane. The record is from RefSeq and is a predicted model, not a curated record. Gene Ontology annotation, molecular function: calcium-dependent phospholipid binding. Gene Ontology annotation, biological process: cellular response to calcium ion. Bases 1 to 1200 code for a protein of 399 amino acids. NCBI's taxonomy places the organism in Eukaryota, Viridiplantae, Streptophyta, Magnoliopsida, Fagales, Juglandaceae.